AUGACAUCCAAGAUUCACAGUAGAUCUCAAAUGACAUCCAAGAUUCACAGUAGAUCUCAAAUGACAUCCAGGAUUCACAGUAGAUCUCAAAUGACAUCCAAGAUUCACAGUAGAUCUCAAAUGACAUCCAAGAUUCACAGUAAAUCUCAAAUGACAUCCAGGAUUCACAGUAGAUCUCAAUUGACAUCCAAGAUUCACAGUAGAUCUCAAAUGACAUCCAAGAUUCACAGUAGAUCUCAAAUGACAUCCAAGAUUCACAGUAUAUCUCAAAUGACAUCCAAGAUUCACAGUAGAUCUCAAAUGACAUCCAAGAUUCACAGUAGAUCUCAAAUGGAUGAACGUUGGUCCCUUCACAGAAUUUCAACGUUCCAAUUGCGAAUUUGUGUCAGGAAUGCCACUAUCAGACAUAUAGCAGCCAAUGUCCAUUCUAUCAGACAUCUAACAGCCAAUGUCCAUUCUAUCAGACAUCUAACAGCCAAUGUCCAUUCUAUCAGACAUAUAGCAGCCAAUGUCCAUUCUAUCAGACAUAUAGCAGCCAAUGUCCAUUCUAUCAGACAUCUAACAGCCAAUGUCCAUUCUAUCAGACAUAUAGCAGCCAAUGUCCACUCUAUCAGACAUCUAACAGCCAAUGUCCACUCUAUCAGACAUCUAACAGCCAAUGUCCAUUCUAUCAGACAUCUAACAGCCAAUGUCCAUUCUAUCAGACAUCUAACAGCCAAUGUCCAUUGCAUCAGACAUCUAACAGCCAAUGUCCAUUCUAUCAGACAUAUAGCAGCCAAUGUCCAUUCUAUCAGACGUAUAGCAGCCAAUGUCCACUCUAUCAGACAUCUAACAGCCAAUGUCUAUUCUAUCAGACAUAUAGCAGCCAAUGUCCAUUCUAUCAGACAUCUAACAGCCAAUGUCCACUCUAUCAGACAUCUAACAGCCAAUGUCCAUUCUAUCAGACAUAUAGCAGCCAAUGUCCAUUCCAUCGGACAUCUAACAGCCAGUGUCCAUUCUAUCAGACAUCUAACAGCCAAUGUCCACUCUAUCAGACAUCUAACAGCCAAUGUCCAUUCUAUCAGACAUCUAACAGCCAAUGUCCAUUCUAUCAGACAUCUAACAGCCAAUGUCCAUUGCAUCGGACAUCUAACAGCCAAUGUCCAUUCUAUCAGAUAUCUAACAGCCAAUAUCCAUUCUAUCAGACAUAUAGCAGCCAAUGUCCAUUCUAUCAGACAUCUAACAGCCAAUACCCCUUCUAUCAGACAUAAAGCAGCCAAUGUCCAUUAUAUCAGACAUCUAACAGCCAAUGUCCAUUCUAUCAGACAUCUAACAGCCAAUAUCCAUUCUAUCAGACAUAAAGCAGCCAAUGUCCAUUCUAUCAGACAUAAUGCAGCCAAUGUCCAUCCUAUCAGACAUCUAAAAGCCAAUGUCCAUCCUAUCAGACAUCUAAAAGCCAAUGUCCAUUCUAUCAGACAUCUAACAGCCAAUGUCCAUUCUAUCAGACAUCUAACAGCCAAUGUAUAUUCUAUCAGACAUAUAGCAGCCAGUGUAUAA
Molecule: messenger RNA, 1536 nt
Organism: Biomphalaria glabrata
Lineage: Eukaryota; Metazoa; Mollusca; Gastropoda; Planorbidae
Exons: 2
Coding region: 1-1536 (511 amino acids)
Source: RefSeq, a predicted model, not a curated record